AUGGUUGACGAGAAAAAGCCUCUUUUGGACAGCUCUGGCCGUGAAGCCCGCGAGGACGACGCUACAGCAACAGCUAUUCUAAGAAGAAAGAAGAAGGACAACAUGUUGAUGGUGGACGAUGCAGUAAACGACGAUAACUCUGUGAUCGCGAUUAAUUCCAACACAAUGGACCUACUGCAGCUAUUUCGCGGUGACACCGUCCUGGUAAAGGGCAAGAAGCGCAAAGAUACAGUUUUGAUUGUGCUGAUCGAUGACGAGCUUGAAAAUGGAGUUUGCAGAGUAAACCGUGUAGUCAGAAACAAUCUGCGUAUCCGCUUAGGCGAUCUCGUCACGAUCCAUGCGUGCCCCGACAUUAAGUAUGCCUCGCGCAUCUCUGUUUUGCCUAUCGCUGAUAGUGUUGAAGGACUAACUGGAAGUCUAUUCGAUGUGUAUUUGAAACCAUACUUCGUCGAGGCGUACCGUCCUGUGCGCAAGGGAGACCAUUUCGUUGUAAGAGGUGGUAUGCGCCAAGUCGAGUUCAAAGUCGUUGACGUUGAACCUGAGGAAUAUGCGGUGGUAGCUCAGGACACUGUGAUCCACUCCGAUGGCGAGCCUAUCAACCGUGAAGAUGAAGAGAACAACAUGAACGAAGUCGGGUACGAUGACAUUGGUGGAUGCCGUAAACAAAUGGCGCAGAUUCGUGAAUUGGUCGAAUUGCCGCUCAGACACCCCCAGCUAUUCAAAGCUAUCGGUAUAAAGCCCCCAAGAGGCAUUUUAAUGUACGGGCCUCCAGGUACUGGUAAGACAUUGAUGGCGAGAGCAGUAGCGAAUGAAACUGGUGCUUUCUUCUUUUUGAUCAAUGGUCCUGAGGUCAUGUCUAAGAUGGCUGGUGAAUCUGAAUCUAAUUUGAGAAAGGCCUUCGAGGAAGCCGAAAAGAACGCCCCUGCUAUUAUUUUCAUUGACGAGAUAGAUUCCAUUGCACCAAAGCGUGACAAGACCAACGGUGAAGUGGAAAGGAGAGUCGUCUCGCAACUAUUGACGCUGAUGGACGGUAUGAAAGCUAGAUCAAAUGUUGUUGUCAUCGCUGCUACAAAUAGACCAAACUCUAUCGACCCAGCUUUGAGAAGAUUCGGUAGAUUUGACCGUGAAGUUGAUAUUGGUAUUCCAGACGCUACCGGCAGAUUAGAAGUUCUACGCAUCCACACUAAGAACAUGAAGCUGGCUGACGAUGUAGACUUGGAAUCCCUUGCAGCCGAGACUCACGGUUACGUUGGUGCUGACAUUGCUUCCCUGUGUUCUGAAGCAGCCAUGCAACAAAUCCGUGAGAAGAUGGAUUUGAUUGACUUGGACGAAGAGGAAAUUGCUGCCGAAGUUCUAGAUUCUUUAGGGGUUACUAUGGACAACUUCAGGUUCUCUCUAGGUAACUCGAAUCCAUCUGCAUUGCGCGAAACUGUUGUGGAAAGUGUCAACGUUACAUGGAACGACAUCGGUGGCUUAGACGAAAUUAAACAAGAAUUGAAGGAAACCGUAGAAUACCCAGUUCUACACCCAGAUCAAUACACAAAGUUUGGGUUGGCUCCUUCUAAGGGUGUGUUGUUCUACGGUCCACCAGGUACCGGUAAGACUUUGCUUGCCAAGGCUGUGGCCACUGAAGUUUCCGCGAAUUUCAUCUCUGUUAAAGGACCAGAGCUUUUGAGCAUGUGGUAUGGUGAAUCCGAAUCCAACAUCCGUGAUAUUUUCGAUAAAGCUAGAGCUGCUGCUCCAACAGUGGUUUUCUUGGAUGAAUUGGAUUCUAUCGCGAAAGCCAGAGGUGGUUCAGUGGGUGAUGCAGGCGGUGCCUCCGAUAGAGUCGUAAACCAGUUGUUAACCGAAAUGGAUGGUAUGAACGCCAAGAAGAACGUGUUCGUCAUCGGUGCGACUAACAGACCAGAUCAGAUCGAUCCUGCCAUCUUGAGACCUGGUAGAUUAGAUCAGCUAAUAUAUGUCCCACUACCAGACGAAAUGGCCAGAUUAUCUAUCUUGAACGCUCAGCUAAGAAAGACUCCACUGGAACCUGGUUUGGAAUUGACAACAAUUGCAAAGGCUACACAAGGCUUUUCCGGUGCUGAUUUGUCGUACAUUGUCCAAAGAGCUGCCAAGUUCGCCAUCAAGGACUCUAUUGAAGCUCAAAAGAGUGCCGAGGCUGAACGUCAAAGCAAAGUUAAGACUGAAGAUGUGGAAAUGGGUGACGGCGCCGAAGCAAGUGCUCCAGCAGCCGAAGAAGAAGAGAUCGAAGAUACAGUACCAUACAUCACUAGGGAACACUUCUCAGAAGCUAUGAAGACAGCCAAGCGUUCCGUCUCAGAUGCUGAGCUGCGUCGUUACGAAGCAUACUCUCAGCAGAUGAAAUCCUCAAGAGGCCAAUAUACCAACUUCAGCUUUGAAGAUGCUCCAAGCACUAACCAGCCCGCUGGAAACUCUGAAAAUUCGGGCGCCGCUUUCGGUGAAGGGGCCGAGGAAGACGAUUUGUAUAGUUAA
This is a messenger RNA of Lachancea nothofagi CBS 11611, 2496 nucleotides long. The record is from the annotation of a GenBank genome assembly. Lineage: Eukaryota; Fungi; Ascomycota; Saccharomycetes; Saccharomycetales; Saccharomycetaceae.